ACCGGCUUCGCACUUCGUCCUCCCAAUUCCCAUGAUCGUGCCUGCCUCCGUCCCAAAAUCUGACUUGAAGGACGAAAUGACUGUCCAGAGUCAGUGAAAUCUUGCCGAAGUAGUGAAACCCUAGAGCAUCAAUUAUCAUCGAGCACUCAGGAAUCUUUUUGGCCACCAGAGCACCUUGGAAUUGAUAAGGCUACGGAUAAUUGAUCCUUCGAAUUGAAUUAGGCAAAUGGGUGCAAGUCGUAAACUUCAGGGUGAGAUAGAUCGUGUCCUGAAGAAGGUUCAAGAAGGCGUUGAAGUCUUCGAUAGUAUCUGGAUUAAGGUUUACGAUACUGACAACGCUAACCAGAAGGAGAAAUUUGAGGCAGACCUGAAGAAGGAGAUUAAGAAGCUUCAGAGGUACAGAGACCAGAUUAAGACCUGGAUUCAGUCUAGUGAGAUCAAGGAUAAGAAGGUCAGUGCCUCUUAUGAGCAGGCCCUGGUGGAUGCUCGCAAACACAUUGAGCAUGAAAUGGAAAGAUUUAAGAUCUGUGAGAAGGAGACUAAGACCAAAGCUUUCUCCAAAGAAGGCUUGGGCCAACAGCCCAAAACUGAUCCUAAGGAGAAGGCUAAAUCGGAGACAAGGGAUUGGUUGAACAAUGUGGUUGGGGAAUUGGAAUCUCAGAUUGAUAACUUUGAAGCUGAGGUUGAAGGGAUUUCUGUCAAAAAAGGGAAGAAUAGGCCACCCAGACUGACACAUCUAGAGACAUCAAUUACUCGGCACAAGGCUCACAUAAAGAAAUGUGAAUUGCUUUUGAGGCUACUUGAUAAUGAUGAGCUAAGUGCUGAGCAGGUUAAUGAUGUCAAAGAUUUCUUGGAAGACUAUGUAGAGCGUAACCAGGAGGACUUUGAUGAAUUCAGUGAUGUUGAUCAGCUAUACAGUUCAUUACCUCUGGAUAAGGUGGAGUCUCUUGAAGAUCUUGUUACAAUUGGCCCCCCUGGUAUUGCUAAGGGCACAACUGCUCUUAGCUUAAAGAAUUCUGCGGUAGCAUCAGCACCAGCGUCAACAUCAGCAUCUCAGACAUCUGAGCAAGCUGAUGAUACAGCUUCCCAGGAUAGCAAUUCUGAUAUUGGUGCGAGAACUCCACCUUCUAAAAGUGUCGGAAUUAAUUCUGCUACUUCAACACCAGCUGGGAACCAAACAGCUCUUAUUUCUAUGAAUAUUUCGACUCAUAACUUCUCCAGUGUACCACCCAUUGCAUCAGUUCUUCCUGGUUCAAAUUCUGUUCGGAGUACCUUGGAGAAUCCUACUGCUUUGAAUUCUUCAUCUUCUGUAAAUCAGUCUAGCUCUGCAAAGGAAGAAGAAAUUAGUAGCUUCCCUGGACGGAGACCAUCUCCAUCUCUUUCUGAUGCUGUGCUUGUGAGGGACGUUAGCAUAAACAGCCUGGCAAAUCAAGCAUCCUCCAGUAUCCCUCUUGGUUCAGGCAACAUUGUUUCCAGCAUUGGGUCACUUGGUUCAGUCCCUUCAGCAUCUGAAAUAACAAAGAGAAACAUAUUGGGUGCUGAUGAUAGACUUGGAAGUGCUGCGAUGGUGCAACCUCUUACAUCUCCCCUUAGUAACAGAACAAUCUUACCUCAGGCUGCAAAGGGUAAUGAUGGAAGUGCCUCAUUCGACUCUGUAAAUGUUAAUGAGACUGUGGCUGUCCCUGGGAGAGUUUUUUCUUCUUCUGUGAUGCCUGGCCUGCAAUGGAGACCUGGAAGCCCCUUCCAGAACCAGAAUGAGAUGGGGCAGCUUCGAGGAAGAACUGAAAUAACUCCUGAUCAAAGAGAGAAAUUUUUGCAGAAGUUUCAGCAAGUUCAGCAACAAGGGCACAAUACCCUUCUUGGGAUGCCUUCUCUUGGUGGAGGGAAUCAAAAGCAAUUUCCUGUGCAGCAGCAAAACCCUCUAUUGCAGCAGUUUAGCUCCCAGGGCUCUUCUAUUUCCUCUCAAUCUGGUCUUGGACUGGGAACCCAGGCACCAGGUUUCAGUAGCAUUCCAUCUACCACACUUCAGCUGACACCUAAUUCGAUAAAUUCCCCAUCUAACCCGCAGCAGUUGAUUGCAGGUGUUUCUAAAGAUGCUGACAUUGGAAAUUCUGUGGUUGAAGAUCAACAGCAACAACUGAAUUUUCCUGAUGAGGGAGUAACUGAAUCUACUGCUAAUGCUGGGCUUGGCAAGAAUCUUAUAAAUGAAGAUGAUUUGAAAUCCACAUAUGCUGCUGAUUCUCCGGCAGGAUUAUAUGGCUCUCUCCCAACAGAGCCUGCUCAUACCUCCAGAGAUACUGACUUGUCUCCUGGCCAGCCUUUACAAUCCAAUCAACUUACUGGUAACCUUGGUGUCAUUGGAAGGAGAAUUGGUGCUGACCUUGGAGCCAUUGGUGAUAACUUUAGUGGAUCAAGUGUUAAUUCUGGUGGAAUGCGUGAUCAGUUACAUGAUUUACAGAUGCUUGGGGCCGCUUACUACAAACUUCCGCAACCUAAAGAUUCAGAACGCCCAAGGACUUAUACUCCUAGGCAUCCAACAAUAACACCUCCCAGUUAUCCUCAAGUACAAGCGCCCAUUGUCAAUAAUCCUGCUUUUUGGGAGAGAGUAGGGCUUGAACCAUAUGGAACUGAUACCUUGUUUUUUGCAUUCUAUUAUCAGCAGGAUACAUAUCAACAAUAUUUGGCUGCAAAAGAGCUAAAGAAGCAGUCUUGGAGGUAUCACAGAAAAUAUAAUACUUGGUUUCAGCGACAUGAAGAGCCAAAAGUUGCUACAGAUGAAUAUGAGAAAGGAACAUAUGUAUACUUUGAUUUCUAUGUUGCAAACGAUGACCUACAACAUGGGUGGUGUCAAAGAAUUAAGACCGAGUUCACUUUUGAGUAUAAUUAUCUUGAAGAUGAGCUUAUCAUAUAGAAGGUUCACAGAAGACUGGUAAUCAUGUGUCUUAGUUCCAUUGCCUUUUUGCUUGUUUUUUUUUUCUGGGUAUAAUUAGAUAGAUAAAGCUAAUUUACCUUCUGAAUUUAAUUAAAUGAAAUGUGAUCUUCAAAGAAAGGAAGUUAUGCAACGAAGACCAACAUGAUGAUAGCCAUUUUUGCAACUUACCUAUCAUGUUUCUUUGAUGUUUAAUUUGACAUAGAGCAAAUUUGCACUAGCUCUUCAACUAGUUUUGGCUUGUGCAUGCAUUGGAAUGACCAACCACAGCUACGCGGCUUUUUAAAGGAUUGGAAUGAGUUUCGAAUCUGGGAUGGUACCCACAACCCAGUGCGUGAGGGAGAAGAGGCAUUAGCCGUUAUGCAUGCGUAUUAAACAUACUUCUCAUGUACUUGUGCAAUAUUAAUGUAUUAAUUGGGCUUUCUUGUAUUAUAUGGAAAAAUGCAAUUCAUAGAUGACAAUAAUAAAUGGAUCUCUAUGUGUUGUGACUUGUAAGUUGUUAAGUUCAGAUAAUAUAUUUUUGAGAUAAUGUAGAGAAUACUAAUAAAGUAA
Molecule: messenger RNA, 3481 nt
Organism: Prosopis cineraria
Lineage: Eukaryota; Viridiplantae; Streptophyta; Magnoliopsida; Fabales; Fabaceae
Product: general negative regulator of transcription subunit 3-like
Exons: 16
Coding region: 227-2911 (894 amino acids)
Biological process (GO): regulation of DNA-templated transcription; nuclear-transcribed mRNA poly(A) tail shortening
Cellular component (GO): P-body; nucleus; CCR4-NOT core complex
Source: RefSeq, a predicted model, not a curated record